AUGGCUACCACGUCCACUGAGGGCCUGCCCGAGGGAGCCUCGGCCACUGCCACCACCACCCCCGCGGCCGCGGCUCAGCCCACAGAUACCCAAGCGGCCCCCAGCGCUGCGCCGGCAAAGACAGAAGCAAAGCCAGCAGACGAUGAUAACGACGAGGAUUCAGAAUUUGACGAGUUAGACGACGUUCUCGAUGAUUUCUCCAAGCCCAAGCCCGAAGCUGCACCCGCACAGCCUGCACCUGCCCAAUCCCCAGCCCCAGCUCAAGACCCAUCCACCGGCAUCGCACCGCCCGACUUCGACGAAGAUGCUUUCCUCAAGCAGCUCGAGCAGGACAUGGCCAACAUGAUGGGCGGCGGCGCACCAGCCGCACCUACCGCAGACCCCAACGUUCAAUCGACAGUCGACCAAGGCGCCGAGAUGUUCGCGAAACAGCUUGAGGAGAGCGGGGUUCCGCCCGGCGACUUCUUGAAACAACUUUUGGCAGACGUUAUGGCUGAACAAGGUGGUGCUGGAGGGUCUGGAGCUGCGGCGGCGGGUGCAUCGAAUGCGAAGCCCCAGUCAAGUGCCCCUGAGGCAUCGAGUGAGCAACCGGCGGAUUCUUUCAACGAUGCUAUCAAGCGCACUAUGGGUCGAAUGAAGGAGAGUGGUGAUAAAGCUACCGCUGCCGCAAGUAAUGAGGAUGAUUUAUCGGAUGAUAUGAUUGCGCAGCUACUGAAGGCCGUCGAGGCUGGCGCAGAUGGCGCCGGUGAGGAUGGUGACUUGUCGAAGAUGUUUAUGGGGAUGAUGGAGCAGCUUUCGAACAAGGAGAUGCUUUACGAGCCGAUGAAGGAGCUGGAUGUGAAGUUUGGCCCAUGGCUUGAGAAGAACAAGAGCGGUGGAAGUGUACCGAUUGAAGAUAUAGAGCGGUUCCAAAAGCAGGCUGAGAUCGUCAAGCAGAUUGUGACGAAGUUCGAGGAGCGGAGUUACUCGGACGACGAUCCCAAGUGUCGCGAGUACAUUUGGGAGCGCAUGCAGGAGAUGCAAGCAGCCGGUAGUCCCCCCGAGGAACUUGUAUCAAACCCACUCAUGGGAGAUCUGGGAGGCGGCGCCGCCGGAGCAGGCAUGCCUGAUUGCCCGCAGCAGUAA
This is a messenger RNA of Penicillium brevicompactum, 1125 nucleotides long. It is a transcript of the gene pex19, whose product is annotated as putative peroxisomal membrane protein receptor Pex19. Gene Ontology annotation, cellular component: peroxisomal membrane; peroxisome. Bases 1 to 1125 code for a protein of 374 amino acids. Gene Ontology annotation, biological process: protein import into peroxisome membrane. The transcript is spliced from 3 exons. The record is from RefSeq and is a predicted model, not a curated record. NCBI's taxonomy places the organism in Eukaryota, Fungi, Ascomycota, Eurotiomycetes, Eurotiales, Aspergillaceae.